Messenger RNA from Symbiodinium sp. CCMP2456, 1524 nucleotides. The record is from the annotation of a GenBank genome assembly. NCBI's taxonomy places the organism in Eukaryota, Dinophyceae, Suessiales, Symbiodiniaceae.
AUGCACAUUCAAACUCGUGGUCUUGAUGAUGACCGCGUCAGUGUCUUGGCCUUCGAAGAGCUUGACACCUGUUUUUUCUGGCAGCCGCCUCAGAUGCAGACCUCGAAGUUUGGAAAGCGCUUGGGCCCAUCCUUCCGUACGUACUGGAGCAAAACCGGCCCUGACGCAGUAGAACUGCUGGAUAGCCAGAGGUUGCAGAUUUACAUGGUUGGGGGCCAGAUGCGACAUCUACGAAUUCUAGAGUCCAGCGACAGCAUUGCCGCGGAGGUUUCGGGUUUUGUCGUCCGAAAUGUCGACGCAGAGAUGGCACGUGAAUUGAGUGUCGACGUCGCCAGUCAAGAUCUCAAGGCCUGUGGGACCUUCUCGUUUCGGUACAUGGUGCUAUCCACGCUGAUCCUGCUGGCUUGGCACGUAACCCGGUGGAUCAUCAGUAUUCACUAUGAGCAGCGAGCACAUCUGGGACAGCUCCCGUGGUGGCGGGGCACACUGGUUACGAUCAAUGGCGUCGUUUUCUGCACAUGGGGAUUGUUCGAAACAUGGUCUGCUAGUCUGGCCGGGGAGCGGCCAACAUGCCUAACCACUUGCGUGGGACUUCUUCUCUGCUUCGGUUUCGCCAUUGUGGGAACUUUCGCACAGAUUGCAGACUACCCGCUGUCUUUGAUGGGGCUCACGGGCCUUUUCCUGGGAGGCCCCACAUCUUUGUAUUACCUAACUCGAGCAAACCAUCAUCAACGGGAGCUCUUCCCGUGCGCGAUGUGGACUUUCGCUCAGCUGAUGGGAACCGUUGGCUGCUCAAUACUCCUCUCCUGCAUCGUUGUCUUCUACGUCUUGUUGCUGGAAGACCAGGUCUUGGUUGCCACCGUUCUUUUGCCCCUCGCCACUGCAGCGGUAGAGGCAGGCACCGUGAUGGGUUGCAAGCUGGCGUACAAGCGGCUGGUGGUUUCAAGACGUCCAGCAAUACCUGGUGACACUUCCUACAUAGCCUUGCCGUACAUGUUGAUCGCAGCCCACUCGUUCUGCGAAUCAGCCCGGUUGGUGGCUUCCUUUUCCGGGGCGGUGACAUCUGGCAGCUUUUCUUGGGUAGGAUCUGCUCUUCUGACGCUAACUUUGAACAUCCUCGUUCGCCUGGGAUGGACCCGAUACCUUAUGUUCCUGUUCCUCAGAAGACUGCACCCAAGCCUGGGCUCUCUUGCUGUGCCGAGUGGAUGGACGAAGCUGCAUGAUGAGGUCAAGAUCUAUGCCGGCUACUUCCGGUUCAUCGUGGUAGCGUCGUUGGUAUGUGCCAGGGCUAUCUACUAUGGUGAUAUGUCAUUCGACGGGCCGAAGGCUCCAGCCUUCAACUUCUCAGCAGGCUGCUCUCUUGUGGUCCUCCUUGUGCUUGAGAUUCUGGAAGACAAGGUCGUGAUCGGGGAGCUCCUGCCGAUGAGUCCCAUUCCGCCCGAGAUGCUGCACGUGAGGACGACUCGCCGGAUGAAUUCUGAUUUUGGGAGGCUGCACGGCCUUCUAAGGUCUCGCGCAGUGUAG